Laccaria bicolor S238N-H82 is the source of this 543-nucleotide messenger RNA. RefSeq lists its product as uncharacterized. The transcript is spliced from 2 exons. Bases 1 to 543 code for a protein of 180 amino acids. NCBI's taxonomy places the organism in Eukaryota, Fungi, Basidiomycota, Agaricomycetes, Agaricales, Hydnangiaceae. The record is from RefSeq and is a predicted model, not a curated record.
AUGUCCGAUGGCUCACAACUACAAAAGACAUGGUACAAAGCACUGAACGAUGCCGAAGCCUACUUCAAACACCUCUUCACCUCCCCUUCCUCAGACUGGAAAUGCAUGUCCAACUCAUCCAAGGACGCUUCCUCUUCCUCUUCCUCCAAGGGCAAAGGCAAAGCACGUGUCUCGUCCGUCCCAGAGCUCGCAGAUGUCAUUGUCCAUCGCGCGUAUAGCAAGGCCGGCGAAGAGGUCUAUAGGAUCGUGUUGGACGUGCCCACCCCAAGCGAGGAUAUGGUGUCGCUGGAACCCUGGAAAACGGUCUUGACUACACCUGAAUUGAGGACGGAGUGGGAUCCGGCCGUGGAUGACACGCGUUUGUUGGAGAUUUUCGACCAUACCACGAGGAUGGUAAGAUCCGAAAGAUGGGCAAGACCUGAGCGUCUGAAAGCUCGAUUGUGUGCAAAACAACUAGCUAUACAGACGCUAAGAGGGAUGGUGGGUGGGUUCGAAAAUUUCACUGAGGUUGAGAGGACUCUUUUUGCCGCGUCAGAACGAUAA